AUGCCGUCUGUGACGUCUCUUCCAGACUACAACAAGUUUACACUUUUGUUCCAAAACUUGUAUCGGGCAACAUUCCUUUGGCAGUACGGCCCAAUUCCAAUUCCAGUAUCGGUCUUUUUAGUUCACGUCCCAUCCGUUAUUUCUCCUUCCUCCGUCACUUCCUCCUAUUCGGUCUUGAUAGAUGCGGGUCACAGAUCCCACGUCGAAUCUCUCUCCUCGGCUCUAUCGACGCACCUCCAAUCACAUCCCGAGUUUCCUCUCAAAUACGUGUUUCUGACGCAUGGGCAUCACGACCACACAGCCGCACUGCCGACGUUACUGCGUGCGUAUCCGGAGCUUAAAGUGGUGAUCGCUAGGAAUGAGUAUCCGUUUGUCGUCGAGGGGGAAAAGUACAGGGACUGUACUGGUGAUACUUGCAUAUUCCAGUUGUUCAAGGGACUGGCUGAGGAGAGUAAGGUUAAAGUGGAUAAGGAGUACGUGAUGGUGAUCGAGUCGGGGGAAGAGGAAAAUACGAUAUUUGGAAAUGCUGUCAAGGUUGUUCGAACGAAUGGGCAUACUCCUGGCUCACUCUCGUUUCUUCACAUUCCAUCCAAUUCGCUUGUUUGUGGUGAUGCUCUUAUGAAUUUGGCCUUUCUGACGUCGUCGCCAUCUCUAUCCUUACCUGUGACAGCGUUCACAGUUUCGGUAAGCGGUGCGCGCAGUUCGAUCAAACAGAUAUCUGAACGUCAGGAUGUAGACUAUGUUAUGCCAGCCCAUGAUCUUAGCUUUGGCGGAGUGCCAAUAGAAAAGGUCAGAGAGUUUGCGAGCAAGUUGUAA
Messenger RNA from Paraglomus occultum, 816 nucleotides. The record is from the annotation of a GenBank genome assembly. NCBI's taxonomy places the organism in Eukaryota, Fungi, Glomeromycota, Glomeromycetes, Paraglomerales, Paraglomeraceae.